GUGGUUAUUUUAUUUUAUUAUGGUUAGUACAUACUGUAAAUUCUACCUUUAUUUUGAUAUCGAAAAGUUACUAAUCAUAUGCGAAUAUUUGUGAUUUUUUGAAGAUUAAACACGAUUUUAAAUCUCUGUAGUGAAUUUAUAAUUUUAUUAAAAAUGAGAGUCGUAUAAGAUUAUAUCUGUUUUGCAAAUAAAGUGAAAAUAACUGUAAUUAAAAUACUUGUCUCAUAAAGAAUAACAAGCCGGUGGCGCGAUGUUGACAAAUAUUUUAUUAUCUCUACCAUACUUAUUUGUUAUAAGCUCCGUAGAUAAUGUGAAGGGUGCACAAGGGUUGGGAAAUUUAGUAAAAUCUCCAAAUGGAUUGGAUUUAUUGAGUGGUUGUGCUUUAUUAGAAAAGCAAUGUUCGCAUUUGUCUGACGAUCUCGCCAUAUUAUCUUGUACGCUCAAUGCAACCCGCAACAACAAAACACAAGUGCCAUUUCCAUGUCAACACAAAAUUUGGAUGCGCCAAGUGGAGUUACUUGAUAAUACAUUCCUUGAGGACAAAUUAAAAGAGCCAUGUCAAGAUGAUCCAGUGAUAUCUGAUUGCCUCAACCCUAAUGAGUAUGGAAUAGAUUGCAUUUUAAAAAAGAAACCAAGUAUAAGAAAUAAAAAUUGCUGGAGAAUGAUUAAUAAGAUUGAGUCUUUAAUUUUCAAUGAUUGGCAAAUUACAGUUAAUUUUCUGAAGAAUUGUUAUGAUGAUAUCCAAAUUCAGACAUGUGGCAGAAUCCCACCUGAUCCAAAAAGUUUAUCACAGACACAGACAUUGAAAUGUCUCCAGAAUAAAGAGCAGAUUUUGAAACCUGAUUGUCAAUCAGAAAUGUCAGUAUUAAACGAAAUGAAAUAUAGUACUUUGCAGCUAGACAAACUUGUGUUUGCUGCUUGUAACUUGGACCAGAAAAGCAUUUGCUCAGAUGAAGUGCCCGGAUCAUGGUUGAUGUAUAAAUGUCUCGUUAGCCAUAAAAAUGAAAUAGGCAUGACAAGGAGGUGUCAGGAUCAAUUAUUUUAUGACCAAAGAAAUAUGGUAAUGAAUUAUAGAAUGAGCAAAGGUUUGGUAAAGGCUUGCAAAGAAGAUAUUAGAAAAUACCGUUGCAGAAAAGGAGUAGUAGAAGACAAAGAUGUUAGACUCGCACAAAUUUUAUUUUGCUUAGAAAAUGUAACUCGAAAUGACAAUACCACUAAACUUUCCAAUGAAUGUGUAGCUGAAAUGAAUGAUCACAGAAAAAUGCUUAUGGAUGAUUAUAGACUCUCACCAGAAUUGAUGCAGAACUGUGCAAACGAUAUAACAAAUCUGUGUAGAGGAGUUGAAACUGGUGGCAAGACAAUACAUUGCCUUAUGGAUCACGCUCGACCUAGGAGAAGAAAAGAAAAAAGAAUAAGUAUUGCUUGUCAGAAAUCUUUAGAGAUUUUGGUUCAAGAGGCUGAUCCAGGGGAGGAUUGGAGGGUAGAUCCAAUCUUACGUAAGGCUUGUAAAGCUGUGGUUGACAGAGCUUGUAGGGAAGUAAAUGGUGGUAAUGGAAGAGUCAUGUCUUGUCUAAUGGAAAAACUUGGUACUGAGCUUAUGUCCAGUGAGUGUGAAACAGCAUUGCUUCAAAUACAAUACUUUAUCUCUAGGGAUUUUAAACUUGAUCCUCAACUGUAUAAAGCUUGUAAGUAUGAUGCAGUUACUCAGUGUAAAGCAAAGCUUCAGUGGGCUGAUACAAAUGAACAUAGAUCUGAAAAAGAUCCUUUGAUACUUCCUUGUUUAUAUAACUAUGCUUAUAAUUCAGAACUAAGGGGUAUUUUAAAACCAGCAUGUGAACAACAAGUUAGAAGAGUAAUGAGACAAAGAGCUGUUAGUGUAGAUUUAUUACCUGAAGUAGAAGACUCUUGUAUUGAUGACUUAGCAAAUUUGUGUUUUGAAGAUACUGGUAAAGGGGAAGAAAUACUUUGUUUACAGAAAAAGAUUAAAGAAUUAUCACCUAAAUGUAAAGAAGUUGUUACAAAUUUUACUGAAACUCAAAGUGGACAUAUAGAAUUGAAUGCAGUUGUUAACAUAAACUGUAGAGUUCCUAUUGAGAGAUUAUGUUCCUCUGAGUUAAAAAGUAAAAAAGAUGAGGAUGAUGUUAUGGAAUGUUUAAUCUCUCACAAAAAUGAUGCAGAGAUUAAAGCUAAUGUAAAAUGUCGUGCAGCCAUUGAACAUGAGCAAUUGAUUGCGCUUAAAAAUUAUAAAUUUACUAGAAAGUUUAAAAAUGCUUGUAAAUCAUAUGUUAUUCGGUUUUGUCCCAAAGCACAAACUAAAAGCCAAGUUGUAACUUGUUUGAGUGAAAUUGUAAGAAAUGAUACUAUAACCAGAAGGAAACAUAGUAUUUAUAGAGAUUGUCGUCAGCAAUUAAGAAGUCAACUUUUUCAACAAAAGGAAAAUAUAGACUUGGACCCAGAGUUAAAAGAGGCUUGUAAAAAAGAUUUACAAAUGUACUGUGCAACUGUCGAACAUGGUGAAUCUGCUGCAUUAGAAUGUCUUCAAACAGCUAGAAAAUUGACCGAUGGAUGUAGAAAAGCUAUAUUCUUAGUUAGAAAACAGGAAUUUACUGACAAUGCUGUUGACUAUCAUUUGGUAACGAGUUGUAAUGAUAUGAUCGAUUUGUAUUGUCACAAUACUCACCCAGCCAAAAUUCUUGACUGUUUAAAGAUACAUAGACAGAAGCCAGAUUUUGAUGAAAAUUGCAAAAUGGUUAUUGUAAAUAGGAUGAUAGAACAAAAUUUGGACUAUAGGUUUAACAACAAUUUACAAAAUGCCUGCAAAGAUGAUGUAAAAAGGUUUUGCUCUGAAGUAAUUGCAUCAGAACCCCAAGAUGUUGAACUUGAAGGAAAAGUUUUAUAUUGCUUAAAAGAAAAAUUCAGAAAAUCACAACUUACAACAUCAUGUAAGAAUGAGUUAGCCAAUGUAUUAAAAGAACAGGCUUUGAACUAUCGUCUUGAUCCUUUACUGGGGCAAUUGUGUAAAGCAGAGAUUCAAACUAUUUGUGCUGUACCAAAUGAUGCACUUACAAAUUCUGAUGGCCAGGUGGAAGAAUGUCUUAAAAAUGCUCUCUUAAAUCAUAAAAUAGUAUCAGCAGAAUGUGCACGGGAAGUUGUACAGAUCAUAGAAGAAACUGAAGUGGACAUUGAAGCAGAUCCUCUCUUAGAGCGAGCUUGUACAUUAGAUCUAUUGAAAUAUUGCAAAGACCUCGAACAUGGUGCUGGCAGGCGUUUAAAAUGUUUAAAAAUAAUACUCAAUGAUAGUAAUAGAAAAUUAGAAUCCGAGUGCCAGAAAGAACUUUCAAGUAGAUUAGAAAUGUACAAAUACGUUGCUUCUGUAAAUGUGAUAGAAAACUUUGGGGAUGUAUUAAAUGAGUUAUCAUAUUCACCAUCUAAGAAAUACUUUAUAGUGGUAUUUAUUUCUAUUUUAGGAUUAAUUUUUAUAUUUGGCUUAUAUUGUGGACGCAUGACUAAGAAAGCUAUGUAUGUUAAAAGAAAAUAGAUAAUUGUUAAUGUCAGUAAUAAAUGAAUAAACAUAGAUUUUUUUACAAUACA
Galleria mellonella (greater wax moth) is the source of this 3591-nucleotide messenger RNA. It is a transcript of the gene Glg1, whose product is annotated as Golgi apparatus protein 1. Lineage: Eukaryota; Metazoa; Arthropoda; Insecta; Lepidoptera; Pyralidae. Gene Ontology annotation, cellular component: Golgi membrane. The record is from RefSeq and is a predicted model, not a curated record. Gene Ontology annotation, molecular function: fibroblast growth factor binding.